AAAGACCACGUUGGCCCAAAUGACCAAUCAGAGACGACGGCGGUGGAAACCGGGAAAUAAUAAGGAACAAGAAGACGGAAAACAAAAGAAGGUUAUAGUACACAAAGAAAGUGGAAUACUAACGUGUUAUAUACGUAUUCAUUGUUUGCAAAGAUGGCUAUGUCUUGCGCAAAGUAUCACAUUUAGGUCUUCAGGAAUGAUUUCUAUUAAUGCCCCGCAAAGCCACAAAGACAGAGAAGCCUCCCCUGCUGUUCCUGGAGCAUCCUUUGCGUGGAGCCAGACUCCAAAAUGUGCCUGAUGUCCGAGCAGCACUCAAUCCCAAAGAGUAUUUCACAGAGACGCAAGCACAGAACAGCUCAGCUCUGAAUUCUUGGGUAAGACCAGAAUUUGACUGUACAGUUGCAGCUCCAGUGAAGCGAGGGAGGAGAAAAUGCCUCUCUGCCACAAGCAUCAUUGACAGUUGCAGUCAGCUGUCCAGGAAAAAGAGUGUGUGCAAAUUUCCCACAUUAUCGUUUCAGACUAGGUCAAGAGACCAAUCUCAUCAACCAAAGAGUACAUGCACAAAGAAAUCUACAGAGUCCACUGUUGUGUCGGAGGCGGGAAAUCAACCACACGGAUCAUGCCAAAUCAAAAGGACAGUUUCAAGUGCACAGUCCUCAGACACACCAAAAAGACGGACGACAUCAAGCAGAAAAAGGAAUGUGAAGAUAUGUUCCAAAGGUACUGCAUCCUCUAGUACAUGUUUGGACCAGCCUGUAACUCCAUCUAUUCAAGUGACAGAGAAAUGCAGAAUUCCAACAGAUGGUGUUGCAACACCUGUUUCCACUGAGGUCAGCAGUGUCAGUCCACCACCUGAUGUUGACACGCCAAAAGUAAUUCAAGAAGGGAGUAGUUGUCCCACCCACAUCUCUCUACCCUUGCCACAGGCUCAGCCAUGUCCACCACCUGAGCCACCUGAUAUUUUAGUGGCUAACACACCAGAGAGGGAUUAUGGGUUGAAGGUGACAUGGAGGAGGAGGAGGGGUCUGAUGUUGUUGUUAAAAGAGAGGGGCCAUCUUUCUGAUUCAGAUGCGUUAAUUCACAACUGAUGUAGAGAUUUGGUAAGAAGAGGAUUAGACAAUGAUGAAAAGAGAUAUUGUUUAUUCAUUGGACUGCUUCUGUGACCAGAAUUCUUUCUGUGACAACCUUUUAUUGCACUGAACAGAGCUGCUGCAUUCUUUUAAAUUGAUCGUCACAUUUCAGUUCAUUGACUGUUUACUUUUAUUGAACAUCAUAAUGAUAAGCCAAGGAUGUUAUGAAAUAACUCUCUCACUUACCCGCUCUACACCGCCCUGAUAGUUAUCAUUCUAAGAAUUGAAUUAAAUAAUGGUCAAAUCAAAAUGAAAAAUGACGGCAAUAUCCAAAUUGUGAGCCUUUUUCCAUUUAUUUUGACCUAUCCUAAUUUAUAUUCUAUUGUUAUAGAUUAUGUUGCAAAUUAGAGGCAGUCUUUAUAUUCAAAUAUAAUCCUGACCUCUGUCAACACAAGCCUUUUGUUUAUUAUUCGGCUUCAACAUUUUAAUGGCGGAUGUAUAGAAACAAAGUCAUGCCCCUAUGGACUGUAUCUGAAAUCACAUGCCCAACAUGGAGCUAACAUUAUAUAAUUGUGUCAUUGACGUGAAAUCUUGUGUCACUGGUGUAAUACAUCGAAGGGGGCUGCUGAAUCAUUUCAACAAUGCUGUUGGUGAUUGUGAACAAUGCUGUGUAACUGGAACCCAUUUUCUCUUUCAAAGGUGUUGCAUAAAAUAUAUGGAAUAAAUGUAU
Molecule: messenger RNA, 1800 nt
Organism: Cottoperca gobio
Lineage: Eukaryota; Metazoa; Chordata; Actinopteri; Perciformes; Bovichtidae
Gene: rhno1
Product: RAD9-HUS1-RAD1 interacting nuclear orphan 1
Exons: 3
Coding region: 210-1088 (292 amino acids)
Biological process (GO): cellular response to ionizing radiation; DNA damage checkpoint signaling; recombinational repair
Cellular component (GO): chromosome; nucleus
Source: RefSeq, a predicted model, not a curated record